Messenger RNA from Rotaria socialis, 1605 nucleotides. The record is from the annotation of a GenBank genome assembly. NCBI's taxonomy places the organism in Eukaryota, Metazoa, Rotifera, Eurotatoria, Philodinida, Philodinidae.
AUGGAUGCUCAUUUCGAGCGUCGUCUUCUCCUUUCAAUGAACGGUCAAAGCUCAUUGCAAUCUUUAUCGCCAUUCAAAAGUCCACUUCAAUCACCGCUUAAAACAAGUGAUCGAUACAUUCCAUUUCGAUCUUCAUUAACCGUAUCAAAUCUUCACUAUCAAAUAAAUACCCAAACAGCUACGUCACCCAAUCAAACAUGUCCAACAUCACCAAAUAAAAAACGUAAAUAUGAACAUAAUCAAAUUGGUCUUGGUUCUGGUGUAACAGCAAGUGAAACCGAUUUGGCUGUCUAUCGACAAUUAUUACAAAAUACUCUGUUGAAUACCAACGUGGAUUCAAUUUUAAAUAUGUCUGAUGUACAAAAUAUGAAUAAUCAAGAAAAUUGUAAAACAGUAUCAACAAAAAAAUCUUCCAUAAACAAAGAAAAUUCAUCGGUAUCAUUAUCAUCAACACCAAUAUUUCGUUAUUGUGAACGGGUAGAAAAUUCUACAUCAACAUCAUCACUAAUUAAUAAACAUCAUUUUACACGUUCACCUCUACCAAAUGCAUCUGUUCAUUUACUUUAUUCGCCGAAGAAAUCCAUUCGACGUAUACCUAAAGUUCCGUACAAAGUCUUGGAUGCACCAGAUUUACAUGAUGAUUUUUAUUUGAAUUUAAUCGAUUGGUCAUCGUCGAAUGUUCUAAGUGUUGGCUUAGGAGCGUGUGUAUAUUUAUGUAAUGCUCAGUCGAAUAAUGUUCAACUUCUAUGCGAUCUUACACAUACACAAUUACCAUCAGGAAGCGGUAGUCAAUCGAGUAUCGUCGGAUCGGAUACAGUUACAUCGGUAGCAUGGGCUGAUUGGUCGAAUAUAUUAGCUGUUGGUACUAAUCGUGGUCAUGUACAUAUUUACGAUGUUACAACUCAAAAACGUUUACAAUCAAUGUGUAAACAUACCAGUCGUGUUGGUACAUUAGCUUGGAAUGAUUGGGCAUUAUGUUCUGGUUCGCGUGAUCGUUCAAUAAUUGAACAUGAAAUUCGUCAACAAUCAGCUGUACAUGUAUUUCAUGGUCAUACGCAAGAAGUGUGCGGUCUUAAAUGGUCACCAGAUAAAUCUAUAUUAGCCAGCGGUGGAAAUGACAAUCGUCUAUUUCUUUGGUCAAAAAGUCAACCAGCACAACCAUUACAUUCAUUCAAUGAUCAUUUAGCUGCUGUUAAAGCCAUUGCAUGGUCGCCGCAUCAACAUGGUUUGAUGGCAUCGGGCGGCGGCACAGCUGAUCGACACAUACGUUUUCGUUCAUCAUUAACAUGUCAAACAUUGAAUGUGUGCGAUACAGGCUCUCAAGUAUGUCAAUUAGUAUGGUCGAAAAAUUCUCCUAAUGAACUUGCAUCAACACAUGGUUAUUCUCAAAAUCAAAUUGUGGUUUGGAAAUAUCCGGUUAUGCAGCCCUUAGCGAAAUUGUUUGGUCAUCAACAACGUGUUCUCUAUUUGGCGAUGAGUCCAGAUGGCGAAUCUAUUGUAACAGGUGCUGGUGAUGAAACUCUUCGAUUUUGGAAUGUAUUUGCUAAAGCGAAAUGUGUAAGAAAUCCAGACUCGAAAUUAAAUGGACUCAAUCGAAUGCGAUAA